Messenger RNA from Acomys russatus (golden spiny mouse), 572 nucleotides. Its product is annotated as 60S ribosomal protein L7a-like. The transcript has a single exon. NCBI's taxonomy places the organism in Eukaryota, Metazoa, Chordata, Mammalia, Rodentia, Muridae. The coding region runs from base 1 to 537 and encodes 178 amino acids. The record is from RefSeq and is a predicted model, not a curated record.
AUGCCCAAAGGUAAGAGGGCCAAGGGGAAGAAGGUGGCCCCAGCCCCUGCCAUCAUGAAGAAACAGGAGGCCAGAAAAGUGCUCAAUUCUUUGUUUGAGAAAAGGCCCAAGAACUUCAGCAUUGGGCAGGACAUGCAGCCCCAAAGAGAUCUCACUCGCUUCAUUAAAUGGCCCCACUACAUCAGGCUGCAGCAGCAAAGGCUCAAAGUACCUCCUGCCAUUAACCAGCUCACCCAGGCCCUGGACUGGCAAACAGCUACCCAGUGGCCUAAGCUUGCCCACAGGUACAGGCCAGAGACAAAGCAGGAGAAGAAGCAAAGGCUGCUGGCCUGUGCUAAGAAAGCUGCUGGCAAAGGGGGCAUCCCAACUAAGAGAUCAACGGUCCUUCGAGCAGGGGUCAAUACAGCCACCACCUUGGUGGAGAACAAGAAAGCUCAGCUGGUGGUGAUUGCCCAUGACGUAGACCCCAUUGAGCUGGUGGUCUUCCUGCCUGCCCUGUGUCGAAAGAUGGGGGUCCCCUACUGCAGCAUCAAGUGAAAGGCCAGGCUGGGACGGCUGGUCCACAGGAAGAC